AUGUCGCAGCAGAGAGUCCAGCAGGGCGGACGGCCUGGAGGCUCCCGGUUCGCACAGUUCAAGCUGGUGCUGCUCGGUGAAUCCGCGGUAGGAAAGUCCUCGCUCGUGUUGCGCUUUGUCAAGGACCAAUUCGACGACUACCGGGAAUCCACCAUCGGCGCCGCCUUCCUCACCCAGACCAUCGCCCUCGACGACAGCACAACCGUCAAGUUUGAGAUCUGGGACACGGCCGGCCAGGAGCGCUACAAGUCGCUCGCCCCCAUGUACUACCGAAACGCAAACUGCGCCGUCGUCGUCUACGACAUCACACAAGCGGCCUCGCUCGACAAGGCGAAAGCAUGGGUCAAGGAGCUCCAGCGCCAGGCCAACGAGAACAUCAUCAUCGCCCUUGCCGGCAACAAGCUCGACCUGGCCACCGAGUCCCCCGACAAGCGCGCCAUCUCCGCCGCCGACGCCGAGCAGUAUGCCCGCGAAGCCGGCCUCCUCUUCUUCGAGACGUCCGCCAAGACGAGCGAGAACGUGCGCGAGCUCUUCACCGCCAUUGCAAAGAAGCUGCCCCUCGACCAGGCCGGCCCGCGAAGCCUGAGGCCCGGCCAGCAAAGACAGGGUGUCAACCUCAGGCCCGAGGCCAACCAGACACAGGGCCCUGCAGGCUGCAACUGCUAG
This is a messenger RNA of Ascochyta rabiei, 666 nucleotides long. Its product is annotated as GTP-binding protein of the rab/ypt. The transcript has 5 exons. NCBI's taxonomy places the organism in Eukaryota, Fungi, Ascomycota, Dothideomycetes, Pleosporales, Didymellaceae. Gene Ontology annotation, molecular function: GTPase activity; GTP binding. The record is from RefSeq and is a predicted model, not a curated record. Bases 1 to 666 code for a protein of 221 amino acids.